AUGGACUCCCCGCGUUCUUGCGCAUCGGUUCUAUGUCGUUGCGCAAGCUCGACAUUGUAUGCAACCAAGGGCUCCAGCACUAUAACAAGUGUCGCGAAUGCAUCUUCCAACGAAUGUAACGCCUGCAAGACGAGGCGGGGCUCACGCUUGCCCGCUCCUGCCCACACCUCAUCGAGUUUGGCUCGCUCCGCAAAUGUUCGUCCCGUUGUAGUGGAGGAAGCAAGUUCAGCCCUUUUUUGGAGGAUCUGGGAAACGCUGCUGAAUAUUCGCAUGGCCACGCUCCAACCAUACUAUUUCCGAGGUUCCAGCAUCGAGCCUCGCGUGCUUGAUCGUUUGAAAGCUUUGGAGUCGGUUCGGAUUAAGGAUAUGUUAGAGCAUGCUGCGCUUCUCGGUCCCGUCGUCACGAGCAUAUCAGAUCGAUUCCAACGCAGUGGCGACGAGCCCAGUAUACGCGCGCUUUCAAAAUGCGUCGGAUUAUCUGACUUGCGGCUAAGCUUAAGGCCUGACGACCGCGGCCUUCGUGCGCUCAAUCAUGCAGUGCACUUCAUGCCGGUACUAAAGUACUUGAGUCUCAGAUGGGCUUGUGACCUGCAAGGAACGAAUUUCUUAAAGUGCAGAUAUAUCAAGACAGUUCAAAAUGGGAACAUCAGCACAUAUGUGGCCGUCUUCCCAGAGUUCCAUGUGGAAACGGUUGAGUCAGUCAUGCAGCUUGUGCGACAGACGCCAGCAUUGGAAAGUUUGGAGCUUUUAGAUGUGCGCAUUCCGACAGAAGGGGUUGUCGAUGUCUUGAGGCAUCUUGGAAAUCGGUUGAAGCAUUUCGGAGUCUCUUUGAGCGGACAGGCCGACUCGAGUUUCGAGCGCCUCCAAAUCCUGAUUGCGACGAUUUGUAAAUAUAACUGUAGGUUGGAGUCGGUCUCAUCGGGGCUAUGGGGUACGGCAGCAAAUGCGUUUUCCCUGCAAAAUGUCAAAAGGGUGCAUCUUUCGGAAGCCAAUGUGGGCCUUCUCGAAGAACGGAAAGGAAAGCUGGAUGAAAUGUUGCGGUCCGUGAGCCGGUGGGUCCCGUUUUUGAACCCGAGCAGUCUCAAAAGCUGGUUAGAUGAUGUGUCAUGGAUUGAGGUCAAAUAG
Molecule: messenger RNA, 1125 nt
Organism: Chondrus crispus (carragheen)
Lineage: Eukaryota; Rhodophyta; Florideophyceae; Gigartinales; Gigartinaceae
Exons: 1
Coding region: 1-1125 (374 amino acids)
Source: RefSeq, a predicted model, not a curated record